UUUUUAGCUAUAUAAAUUAUAACGCAAUUCUGGACUUCAUCAUGGAUUGAAAGCCUAUCAAUUUAUAUAUAAAUUAAAAAAUUUUAUCCAAUAAUUAUGCCUUCUAUAUCUAAAAGUAACGCUAAAUCGAUCAAGAGGCAGCAUCAACAUACUUCUAUUCCUGUAAAUAUUCCAGAACCAUCUCGAAAUAUGAUAUCUCCGAUACCUAAAGGUGGGGCCAAUGAUUCAUCUUCCGAUUUCCAACAAUUUUUACAGCAGCACCAACAGCUGACCACAGAUCAAUUGCAGCAAUUUAUCCAACAAUUUACCAAUAUGCAACAAAAUCAGAUGCAAGAGAUUUUCAACAAACAAUACAAACAAGUCAUACAACAAAUCCAGGAACAACUCCAACUCAAUUUGCUACAACAAUCCCAACUGCUGCAGCAUCAAUCGAGUUCUGACAAGGAUUUUGACCCAAAUAAGCUGCAGCAACAACUUCAGCAGCUAGCGCUUCAGCAGCAACAGUUGAUCCAACAAGCUCAAGCCCUUCAACAACAAUUUUUAUCUCAACAUGUGGCUGGCGUGCCAGGGGUUUUGUUGGCCUCCCCGAAUUCUAAUAGUAAUCUAUCGCCUCAAAAAGAUAACAAUAAUAACUCUCUAUUACUAUUGAAUACCAACGACAACAAAUCAGCUUUGUCUUCCAUAUCAGCUUCCGUUGCGCUGAACAAUAAUUCCUUAUCGUUACUCACCAAUUCCUCCCUUCUAAACCAGCAGCAACAUCACCAAUUAUCAUCUAACAACCACAAUAGCUUAAACUUGAACGACCAGAGUUGUAAUGGUAUACCGGCCAGUUUUUUUGGACCUCUCUACGGCCAUGGAGUCUGCAAAUGGCCCGGAUGUGACUCGAGAUGCUCUGAUUACCAAAGUUUUAUCAAGCACGUCAACGCGGAGCAUCAAUUAGACGAUCGUAGCACUGCUCAAACCAGGGUACAAAUGCAAGUUGUUAAUCAGUUGGAACAACAACUUGCGAGAGAACGAGAAACUUUGCAAGCUAUGAUGUUCCACUUGCACAUGAAACCAUUAUUAGAUCAACAACAAAGUAAAGAUCAACUAUCAAUGCUGUCAAAUAAACAGAAUUCCCUGAAUUAUAAUUCUUCCAACAAUCAUCACCAGCUCUCGGCGUCAUCCUCCAAACAAAAUCAAAGCCACAACUUUUCUAACCCUCUAAACAACAAUUCUUUGAACCCAAACAAUCUCCUCAACGGUAUCAACCUCGAUCACCAUAACCCCUUUACCAGUGCCGGUAACAACAAGAACACUCUCUUCUUGAAUGCCAAUCAUGGCGCCAACAAUAGCAACAACAAUCAAAACGUGCUGACGCUCGUUAACAACGCCAUAAACCUGAGCGGACUCAGCAAGCAACAACAGCAACAACUUUUGCUUCUUCAGCAACAGCAGCAACACAAUUCUUCUUCAUCCAUCGGAGCAGGUAACAAUUUUAACCCCUCGAUUUCCCCACUCAGUUCUUCGCACGCCCUCCAUCAACACUCAAGCGGAUCACACCAUAACACAAACAGUAAUGCCAUUCUAAAUAAUUCGCCUCAAGGGCAACAACACGCUUUUCUUCUUCAAAACAACCUUAAUAGCAAUCAGCUGCUUUUAGCAUCCCAAAAUCGCCAAUCCUCCCCCCAGCAACAUCAAUUGCAACAGCAUCACAACACCCCGACACAGCAGCAGCAACAACAGUUGCAACAAUUGACUCUGCAACAUCACCUGCAAAAUGGGAAUGUUAUAUUGGGCAACAACACCUUGAUUGGGGGCGGUCCAGGAGGCAAUAAUCUAAAUGCCGCAGCUGCUCUUCAGCUUCAAAUCCAACAAAUUCGAGAACAAUUAGGCGAAGAAUUACUCAAUGGGUUCGUUAUUAAUAAUCCCAAUUCUUCUUCUAUGACCAACCUUUCCCUCACGGAUGAUAAUAACGACAUAGAUCAGAAGCUCCCUCAACAUUUUUUACUCAAUAACGUCAACAAUGUGCUCAACUUGAAUCAACAUCAACUUGCAGCUCUAAAUGGAGGAGGAAAUCUUCUUCAUCACGCCACCGGCUCCGGAACUGGCACUACCACGAAUAGUACGCCCACGACUGGACAUAGAGGGAGACCAAGUCUGAAUAGUCUCAAUGCCAGUGGGGGUCACAGCAUAAAUAGCUCUGCUAGGAAAAAAUGUAGCGAUAAGGGCAAGGUGCAUAAUUUAUUUCUUAAAAAUCAAAUCACGGAUCUUUCAGAGAUAAAUAAGAACCGCGAGUUCUAUGCCUCUAACGACGUUCGACCACCUUUCACAUAUGCCAGCUUGAUCCGCCAGGCCAUCAUAGAAUCUAUAGACGGACAAUUAACGCUCAACGAGAUAUACAACUGGUUUCAGGCCUCUUUUGUGUACUUCCGUAAAAAUGCCGCCACUUGGAAAAACGCUGUGAGACACAAUCUCAGCCUUCACAGAUGUUUUGUGCGAGUCGAGAACGUCAAAGGGGCCGUAUGGACCGUAGACGAAGCUGAAUAUUACCGAAGGCGUUCUAGUGUAGCUGCCGCUACUGCCGCCAAAAAGAAUUCCAACAAUUCUGGCAUCGGCAAUGACCUCUCCAAUGCUAUUUCUAACCACAAUAACUUAGACGCUACCUCGAACGUAUUGGGAGUGCUAGGUCUCUUAGCUCACGUCGAAGCGCAGGAUGAAGACGAUAGAGACUUAAACGAAAGCGAUUUGAAUGAAAGGGACUUAAAUGAGAUGCAACGUGAUAUAGACGAAAGGAGAUGCAGCCGAGGGAUGAUGGGGACCAUCGUUAAAAGCGAGGAAAACGAAGAAGACGGGUUGCAUUCUGAAGCUCUGGGAGAUCAGGAAAGGGAAUGCCUUGAUGAUGGGGAAGUUAAGGAUCGACUCCUUGGUCCGGGACGCUCAUCUAAAAAUAGCUUGGAACAUGUCUCAGUCGCUUCUCCUUUGUUUGGGGAACAUCACAAUUUGCUUACAUCCUCUCUGGUCAACGAUGUUAACAAUAUCGAAACAGCUGAAAGGACGAUUCUCAACAAUAAUAUAUUGGCCUUGUCUCAAUCCUUGAUUAAACAAGAAAUGACUCAUAUGCUCGAUACUGAUAAAUCAAAUAUACAAGCCCAACAUAGUCACGAUGAAGAUGACGAGGAUGACCAGGAAUUCGUCAGGCGAAAUAUUUUAUACGAUCAGAACGAACAUGUUUCUACGCAUAUACGUUCAUCUUCAUCACCCCUUCAAAGAUCUUCAUCCUCCCAUCACCUUCAAUCCGACCUCCAUUUUAGAAGCGCAGCAGCCCUGUUAAAUCGCAGGAAUACAUUACCUUCCCAUAAUUACAACUCGGACCAAUCAUCACCAUCCCUAGACAUACAGCAACAUAUGCAGCGGCAAAAUAAUUUUGUGAAUGAAAACUCGAACAAUUUCCGAUUACAACAACGCCCUAUGGAAUCGAUACUCGAAUCUAAGGCAAUCGAAAUUGGUAUAGAUGGCAGUAAUAUGGACGAAGACUCUAAAAAUGAAUCUAAUGAUGUCAUGGACGUAAAAAUGGAUAAUGAAUAUGAGGUUGAUGCAAAGGAUGCAGCAGAACACCAGAGGGAACACCUCAAUAAUUUUUUUCGUGGUCAACAAGAUUUUAUGAUGGUUGCUUCGAUGAAAGAGCCGGACAAUGAAACUAAUGCACCCGAUAAUAACUCCAACACUGAUAAUAUAUUUCAACAUUUACGAGAUAAUAUAACUUCUAAGUGCUCCUCGUCCAUGAACAUCAUCAUGCAACAAACACCUGCGAGUGACUCAGCCACCCCUUUCCCUGACAGACAAAGUUCCGACGAAGUCCAUCCUUCUUAAUCACAGUAGUCAAUUUCCCAAUCAACCUCACGCUGAUAUUAAUAACAUUUAUUCAUGAUGUGGCGUAACGUGACACCGAAAUAUUGGGGAUUAGAAAUAUUAUUAUUCAAAAUGGAUUAUUUUAUUUAAAAAUAAAAUACAUUUAUAUAAAAAAUCGUUUUCAAAAAUCAAAUUUAAUUAUCAAAGGAUUUAUUAUAAUUUUAUGUCUAUCAAAUCAUGUUUAUCACCCUUUAGUACUCUUAUUUUUCUCAUAAUAAAAAAUUAUAUUUAUAUUUUAAAAAUAAAAAUUUAAUUUUAAAAUUAUGUUUUUUAUAUUAUCUUACUAUAUAUUUUAGAUCAGUACAUUCAAAUUGAUUAUCUCUGAUCAGG
Molecule: messenger RNA, 4221 nt
Organism: Gordionus sp. m RMFG-2023
Lineage: Eukaryota; Metazoa; Nematomorpha; Gordioida; Chordodea; Parachordodidae
Exons: 16
Coding region: 97-3852 (1251 amino acids)
Biological process (GO): regulation of transcription by RNA polymerase II
Cellular component (GO): nucleus
Molecular function (GO): RNA polymerase II cis-regulatory region sequence-specific DNA binding; DNA-binding transcription factor activity, RNA polymerase II-specific
Source: RefSeq, a predicted model, not a curated record